Molecule: messenger RNA, 5899 nt
Organism: Amoebophrya sp. A120
Lineage: Eukaryota; Dinophyceae; Syndiniales; Amoebophryaceae
Source: the annotation of a GenBank genome assembly
AGGCACAGUACAGAGAUAGUGGUAUUUUUUCCCUGCAGCUCGCGCUUGUGUUGAACAUCGUACUUAACGUAUCACAACGCAUCGCCAUCUAUUCAAGUUUUACACAACGCUAUUUCAUUUUUCAUCGAGAUACAUCUAUGCCUAUGACCUUUCCUUUUCGGUGCUGCGAUAUGUAAAGAACGCAGUUUAUUUCGUGGAAAAAUCCAUAUGAAAAAAUGUUGCGAUGGUUAUAACUCGCCCGGACAAGGACGAAAGUCCUUUCUUGCAGCGAGUAUUAAUUGCAGGCUAGUGCUGGUCUCGCAGCAGCUGUCAUCGCAAGAACAAUGGAUGGCGGAAAUAACCCCUCUGCUACGACGCCGACGUCCUCCCACCUGCGGCCGCAAACCCGGGAAAACAAGUCCAACAGCCCUCUGAAAAACGCGAUCAGUCCGACGUUCCGAUUGCAUGGCCGCCAUAUCACCUCCCCCGCCGGGCAGGGAGGAGCGACGGGAGGUGCCAGUAGUAGUAGACCCGGGUCUAGUGCGGCGGGACAUGGGGGAUUACUACAUGGCGGAUCGCAUCAUGGAACAACAACCGGCGUCUCCGGGGUCGAAGGCUUGCUUGGCACGACUGGGGGCUUUGCUGGGAGUAGCAGCUCGAGCUCAUCGACCAUUGGAGUUGCGGGGACCACAAGCGGGUCAAAUUGGAAGAGAAGCGGGACGGGGAAGUUGGCGCAGAAGGAUAGUAUUGCUCCUGUUUAGAAGAUGAGUGUCGUUUUUUUUUUUUUUGUAUGAGGCAUUGUUGGUGUCCUCGUGUAGUGCACAUGAAAGGUGAACAACGUCGAACGAAACCGCAAAGACAUUUUGACAUCAAGCCACCUUCUAUCUUCUAAAACACAACCCCAACAACUGGAACUGAUAUCAGAAUCCGCCGGCUUUGCCAACGCCAAUGGUUCUUCAAUCAACGAACAAGUGCCCACGAUGUCUCUGCUGCAACGACCGAGCAGCUCUUCCUCCGGCAGUGCCAGUUCUGCGUCCAGUCUGAACCACGGGUCUAGUGGGUUUCCGAUCCACAGUUCCUCGUCGGGCAAUCCAAGCAAAAAAUCCUCAUCUUCCUCUUCCGCACACCAAAACAAUAAUAAUGCACACGCGAUCCAAAACAGCAACAACACAUUUCCGAAAUCGGGCUUGGAGGACGAACGGUUUCAUUUUCUCCUCCACCACGGAGUAGUACGAGCGGUCGAGGGCCAGGACCGGAUUAUUUUCGCGGAAUUACCUAAUUUACCACUAAUUGUCUACCGCAGCCCCGCGGAACGGGAAUAUUCGCCGGAGCGGUUCAAUUUGGAUCGCAGGAAACUCCAGGUCUGCCCCUUACUCGAAGGGGAGGAGAAACUCCGGUUGUUGAACUACCAGAAAAACAGCAUCCAGAAGAUCGAGAAUCUGGUGUCGUUACCAAACUUGAUUUUCCUCGAUUUGUACGGCAACCAGAUCGAGACCAUCGAGAACCUCCAAACCGUCCCGACGUUGAAGGUUUUAAUGCUCGGGAAGAACAAGAUCAAGAAGGGCGUCGAACACUUGGCGUUACUACCGAAACUGGAUGUCGUUGAUCUCCACGCGAACAGCCUGAAAGAAAUGCCGUUCGCCGAGCCGGCACCCUUGCGGGUUUUGAAUUUAGCGAGUAAUCUGUUUGAACAGCAGUUCAAUUUACCGCAUUUGUUGGAGAACUUGAUCGAGCUGAACCUGAGAAGGAACAAGAUCGAACACCUCGGAAGACUAGACAUCACCUGUUUUAACUUGCAGCGACUGUACGUUUCCCACAAUCAGCUGAAAAGCUUGAACAGCAUCGCGUGUGUGGCCAAGAUGACGAAAUUGGUGGAUCUCAGUGUGGACAACAACCCGCUAGUGGAUGAGAAAAACAGGGAGGAAAUCCGGAGGGAGAUUGUGUUGAAGUGCAGCGAAACCUUGAAAACGUUGGACGAGAAAUUGGUUAGUGAGGAGGAAAAGAAGAUGAAGGUAAAACACAUCAAGUGGUCUAGGUUUCUUCAUCUGCUUUUCGACAUGUUGGUGCGCAUGGCAAAUCAUUUUUUUCUUGGCUGGUUUUGCAUGACAAAUUUUCGACACACAAAACGCAGGAAGCCACCGCAAAAGCAGCGCCGCAGGGAUCCUGGAUGGGGGAGAAGUACGAAUCAGCGGCGCUGGAUAUCGAGCAGAGGAGGAAGGUAAAUGUAGCGCGUUUUUAUUUGCAAGGCGGGAUCGCAUGACAGACCGACUCUCCUUUUACCUUGACUUUGAGAACAUUGAUGCAUUGCAGCAGGAGCAUACGACCACACACUCAACUAAAUCGAACUACGAAAACAGGAUCUGGAUCAAACGUACUGGUCCAGUGCUGGUCGUCGCAGGAGGCCGGUGUCAGGGAAAAGCGGUUCUCUCACCAACGCUGCGCAAACGGAAAGCGAUUUGCUGCUGCAGGAUCUCAUGUCCCCGACCAAGAUGGAUAGGAGUCGAAGCGGCAGCGGAAAUUUGUUGGGAAGUGGUACGGGGGCGGUGGCCGGGGAGCAACAGGUACAAGAGAAGAUUUUGCACGACGCGACGAGGACUUUGCAGAUGAUUUCAAAUAAUUUGAAAGAACCUUCUCAAAGUUCGAACGUCUGUUUGCGAAGUUGUACUUGGCACGCAAUUGUGCAAGUAUCCAUGUUGUCAACUGUACUAGUACUGCUCCCUUACAACAGGCACCAUCCGAACAGCAUCAAACAAAGAAACCUUUCGACCCCGGCGCUGCUCCCGACCACCCGCAAGCCAGCUCCAGCGCAGCAGCCUCGUCCAGCUCUAGCCGGUCCAGUUCUAACCAAGUCCCGCGUUCCACCAUCGACCCACGCGACAUUCUCGCAAGAGUGGAUUUCGCGACUGCAGCGACAAACACUGUUUCCGAGCAAGCAGCUACUAGUGUUACUAGUCCUGAGGGCGGCGGCGCUGGUAGACGAGAGCGAGAAGGAGAGCAGGCCAGCAGUGAUCUGGGUGGUGGUGCGGGGACGAAUCUUCAACAGCCACUAUUCACAACCUCAACUGGGUCCAGCAAGCUCAAAGACCAAUCCAAUCUCCUUCUCACACCGCCACUUACAGGGGCGGAUGAACAAGCGAAAGCACCAUCAGUCUUUGACGAAGUGAAGAACACGUCGAAAUCUACCAUAGAGCCCGUCGCGACCGCCGGAGAGCAAACCACUGAAGAAGCUCUUACCACCGACCAGGAACAGGGACGGAAUGCAAGUGCGACGGUGACCGAUCAGGAGAUAGAGCCAGCGAUUUCAUCCGCAAAUAAACCUUUCGCUGCUCCUGCGCAGUUAGCGAUGAAACCACCGUCGGUCAAAGUGCAGCCGGUGAUGCCCGAAGUCGAUUCAUCGGGAAAACUGACAAAACCGCCCAGCAAGGUUAUAGACCUAUCCGAGCCUGAAGUGCAGCAACUUGCUGAAGAGGUUGACUCCUCCUCUGUCCAGGCGGAAGAGACCGACGAAACGGGCGGGACCAGCAGUGACCAAGGGACUGAAACGCAGGAGGAGAAUGCUUUGCAGCUGCAGAAACCACCGUCGACCGUGGUCCUGUCCGGGGUGCAAGUAGUCGGGGGCACUACAGCAACUCAGAAUGCUGACCAGCACGUCGGAGCAACUGCAGACCAGAGCCAAUUCAUCACCCCGGGCACCAUGGUGGAUCAAAUCUUAUCCAAGCACAUCCAGAAACACCAGAAACCUGCGGAAGCUACGCCGGGAAGUGUGCCUGGAUCUGGUCCUCCUGCUUCUUCUGCAGGGGGUGCUGCAGCAAGUUCUUCUAGUGCUGGAGCAGCACCAGCACCACCGCAACCUGGGCCUCGGCAAGUGUUGACGAAAGAAGGCGUUUCCACCUCGAACAUAGUCUCCAAAAACAUCGCCCGACCCCCCGCCCGGGAGUCCAGUGACCAGCUACCGAAAAAUAAAAUCGCCGUGCCGACAAGUUCUGUGACAGUCGGUGGUGGUGGGCUUCCUCUCGAGAACCCACCGUCAGCAACAACUCCUGCAACGUCGACACAUCAACAUCCCUCCACGCCCGCAACUGGAGGCACCUCUACGACGAAACGGGGCAAAAAACAAGCCCCCUCGCGAUUACCCACCGCAAAGUUUCUCGUACACGACCACGACGUACAAAUGCGAUCGCUGCAUGACAAAACUGGGCUUCGAUACUAGUUUAGCAUGACAAGAAAUGUCACUCUCCAAGUUGCUGGUGAACAAAUUUGUGAUGCAUUUUGUAGAUGUGCGGGAAAUUUGUCUUGCAUACCGACACGACGUGCUGAACGACAUCCGGCAACAGUGGCUGGACGCCACCCGGUAUGAGAGUGCAUAACUCCCGUUCCCCCUCAUUUGUACGGGAUGAACAGCAAUACAAACAUCAGCACACGUGGAGCAUAUGCACGACAUAUUUAUGUGCCUGAUGUAGUACUGUUUGAGCUCCCGGAAUUUGUCAUGCAAACCGGGCCAGAAGGCAGCGCCUGGACUUGGGAUUUUGCAAGACAAAUGAGGAAGACGGGGACUAGUUGUGCACUGUCAUACCCGGGAGGGCAAGAACCCCCAAACCAGGUAUGGGUACGUGAAACGCGAAGAAGCGUUUGAGUUGUUCAUUUACGGCAGAGGGUUGGAUGCGAUGGACAAACACGAGUACCAGGCGGUGGUUUCCAGUAUCCAAUUUCUCUUUCUCAGUAUCAACUCGGUCUUAAAAUGUAUGGACAAGCUCCGGACAAGAUUCGGGCAAUUGGACGCGCUGUCCUUCUCGAGGAACCAAAUUUUGUCCCUAGACCAGCUCCGCCCGCUGAAGUCGUUGAAUUUGCGGUCCUAUCCUGUGCAAAAGUAUCGUACUCGUAUAAAAAUAAAUGCAAGUCUUGCAUUUACAAAUCUCUUUGUCUUUCUUAAGGUAAAUCCGCAUGACAAAUUUUCUCUCUCAUGCUGAGAAAAUUUGUGAUGCAUUUAUACAAGUACGAUGCUUUUGCAGUUCAUAGGUCCUUGUCCAUUUUUCACAAUCCGAUCAACGAAACGAUGUCCGCAUCGGUGUUGCGCAUGCAAAUUCUGCACAUGCUCCCCACGCUGCAGAAGUUCAACUUGCGGACAGUGACGGAAUCGGAGCAGCGGGAAGUGCAGCGAGUGUAUAGCGGUAUUGUACUACCUACGACAUCAUCUAGUACAACCUCGUCGGGGACGAGUGGAGGCGGGUUUGCCACGGGAUCUGGCACUGGCGGGAGCAAUAGAGGGGCGAAUAAGCUGGACACUAAAGAAAACGCGUUGAAAAUCUCCCCCGAGCUCCAGGAGCUCUUGAGCAAUAGCGUCAAGGCGGACUUGAUGCUGCGGAAGCUGGAUAGCUGCUUCGAGGGGACGAUGAAAGAUCUGGUAGCGGACGCAUGGGAUGAGGCGAUGGAGUUGGGAUGAGCAAGCGACACGAAAUCAGCAACACGACUGCCUUUUUGAAAAUAAGUAAUACCGAAGUAUACAUAGAUGGAUCUUCAGCGCAUGCUCGUCAAAAAAAAAAUUCUAGCUUGUAGAAACUUUGAUCGAACUCAGUUCUUUGAACAACUUUGACAAUCCAAAGCUUUUUCAGUUUAUUAUAACUUUUGACCUACAUCACCUAGGUUGAUGUGACAGUUUCAUAGUUCUUUUUUAUUUUUCUUUUCGAGUAAGCCAACAAAGCAAGGUGGCUUCGCUAGCUCGUGUUUUUCUUGAAGUAGCGCUAACGGUGUGAGUGAGAAGAAAGCAAAACUAUCGCACAGUAAGCCAUUUGACUGACGAGCAAAGACCUUCUUUCAGUUCUUUCACUUCUGUGAAGUGCACGGUUCUUUGUUGAGGAGUGUGGUAAUAAUCGGCCUCGCCUAUCACGUUUUUCGCACGCUCCUACGUCCUCGAUGGCUUUUU